AGUUGCGAGCUUAGCUCAGUUGAGUUUGCUCAGUAGUUGGUGUCGGUGUGUGCGCGAGACUACACAGAGUAUCUCUUCUCUGGCGGAGGGAUUCAAAGAAGAGAAGCAGCAGGAAAAAAAAGAAGAAGAAUAGGAGUAAAAAGUGGCCUACUGUGGCUCUGUCACAAAUAUAGAGAGAAGUGUAGAAAAAAAAGGUUUUUUCGUGGUGGUGCUUCGGGAAUCGGUCGCACGGUUUUCAGGUCGAAUCGGCCAUUUCCGGUACCAGAAUCGGUCACCUAUCGUGUCAACGUGCCCUGGGGCAGCGUUUUCCGGAGGUUUUAGGCGCUAACUCGCACGGUAAAGAGUUUACGACGGGCAGCAGCUAGUGUGUGUAGUGAGUUGGUUGAAGCCGCCGACCAGAGUGGGAAAAAAGGCAAAAGUCGUAGAAUUGUACAACCAGAGUCAGUGAAAAAAACACGCCGAAAGGCGACCGGGGUCUAGUGAGCGGUGUGUGUUUGUGUGGGGGGAAUACACGACGACUCGGAAUAGAGUAAUAGAGUGGCGUAGAAAUAACUAAAAAAAAAGUGCGGUUUUGUGCAGGAGUUCGAAUAAGAAAACACGUCGACAAAACAAGUCAAAUACAGUAGAAAACAACAACAGCAAGUGAAAGGAGGGGGACGAAAUGUCACUACCGAUAAACUCUCUGUACUCACUGACGUGGGGCGACUACGGAACGUCGCUGGUGUCCGCCGUCCAGCUGUUGCGAUGCCACGGCGACCUGGUGGACGUGACGCUGGCCGCCGGUGGCCGCAGCUUUCCGGCCCACAAGAUUGUCCUGUGCGCGGCCAGCCCCUUUCUGCUGGACCUGCUGAAGAACACCCCGUGCAAACAUCCGGUCGUCAUGCUGGCCGGCGUGAACGCCAACGACCUGGAGGCGCUGCUGGAGUUUGUGUACCGCGGCGAGGUGAGUGUUGACCACUCGCAGCUGCCGUCCCUGCUGCAGGCCGCCCACUGUCUCAACAUCCAGGGCCUGGCGCCGCAGACGGUGUCGCACAAGGACGACAACACCACGUACACGACCUCGAUCCAGCUGCAUCCGACGCUGGUGCCCCAGAACCACCAGACCGUCAAGGCGGUCAUCGACGUGGGAAACAAUGUUUGCACUGAAGAUCUCAUCACGACGCUGACCCCCACCCAAACAGUCCAGGCCCAGGUUAUCGAAACAAUCACCCCCGACCAGAUGAGCGACGAGGUUACCAAGGACGUCAUCAGCCAGUUCCUGCCGACCCGCAAGCGCAAGCAACGCACGAAGAAACCCUCGCAGUCGGGCGGAACCAACGCAACCGGAACCAUCACCGUACAGUCACCCCAGGCAUCGGCAACCGUCUCGGCGGGAGGAACCCAAGCGGCCAAGGUCAUGAAAACCGACGAGGAAGGAACCAUCCAGACGAUCAUCGUGAACAGCGCGGAGGAAGCGGCCAACGUUGUGAAGGACAUCAAGAAGGAAGCCAGCGCGGACGGAGCCUCGGUCAUCGAUUCCAAGGACGGCAUAAUUAUUUCAGAAAUCAAGAACAAGUCCCAGUCGGAGCAGCCGGCCACAUGUCCGAUCUGCCAAGCCGUGAUUCGCCAGUCCCGCAACCUGCGUCGCCACUUGGAGCUGCGGCACUUUAAGAAACCGGGCGCCAAGAAGGAACGCGUCAAGAAGAGCAAGGGCGGCGCAAACGGACAGGCAAACACGAGCGGAACCAAUGGCAACGGAAGUGGCACGGCUGGCGGCGACCCACAGCAGCAGGCAGCACAGCAGGCGGCCCAGCAGGCGGCCCAACAGCAGCAGACCACGAUCGACACCUCGGGCACGAUAUCGGUAACGGUUUCCCAGGCACAGGCACAACAGCUCGAGCAGGCCGCCGCCAACGGGCAGCAGCACGUGGUCACCCAGCACGAAAACGCCGACGGAACGACCUCGCUCUCGAUUGCCCAGGUGCAGACGCUGGACGGACAUCAGCUCGCCAUCGGAAAUCUGAAUCAGGCCACCCUCAUCCGCACCGGCGAGCCGAUCGAGGCCGGCAUCAUCGCGACGCACGAGCCAACGCUGCGCCCCCACACGGAGCUGUUCCGCGUCGGCAACACCGUCUACACGAUAGAGGAACGUCGACCGGACCAGCCGAAUCGUUUGACUUAGAACGAUGACCAGGA
This is a messenger RNA of Culex pipiens pallens (northern house mosquito), 2175 nucleotides long. Its product is annotated as transcription factor GAGA. The transcript has 7 exons. Gene Ontology annotation, cellular component: nucleus. Gene Ontology annotation, molecular function: protein binding. Gene Ontology annotation, biological process: regulation of transcription by RNA polymerase II. Bases 662 to 2161 code for a protein of 499 amino acids. The record is from RefSeq and is a predicted model, not a curated record. NCBI's taxonomy places the organism in Eukaryota, Metazoa, Arthropoda, Insecta, Diptera, Culicidae.